Durio zibethinus is the source of this 1105-nucleotide messenger RNA. RefSeq lists its product as uncharacterized. NCBI's taxonomy places the organism in Eukaryota, Viridiplantae, Streptophyta, Magnoliopsida, Malvales, Malvaceae. The record is from RefSeq and is a predicted model, not a curated record.
AAGCUUGACCAAGAAGCAAAGACCAUCUCAAAAGGCUCCAAAUUCACCCACCCAAUGUCUAAAGUUAACCUAAACGCAUCAUGACCCAUUUGAUGUUAACAGAUGUUGUUUCCAGGCAGCAUCUCUACUUUGGGUUCAACUCAUUUUAUUUUCUUCGUUAGCAGGGUCAAGAAUACACCUGUCUACUUUGACCAGAGAUUGUGAAUUUGUGUCCAUAUAAACGAACUGAAGGUAAAGCUUUUCCUUUCCGUGAAAGAACUAAAAGCAGGGAAAACAGACGGAGAGUGGUCACUCAAUAAUAUUCCAUGAGCACCACUGCGGCUACCUCCAAUGAAUGGAUGCAAUUCUAUGAACAAACUGCUGAUGAACUGUCAGCAUCAUCUUUGGGAUUCUCUGAUUCCACUAUAGUGGCAACAAGUGUCUCUCCGGUGAGCAACCUUAGCCCUAGAACAAGCAAUUUACAUUCAGCAAGUGAUCAAUUGACGCCUAAGGGUUCUUCCUCAAAGCCAAUAAGAAGAAGGUCUAGAGCUUCAAAGAAAACACCCACCACCCUUCUCAAUGCUAACGCCAGCAAUUUUCGAGCCUUGGUGCAACAAUUUACAGGUUGUCCUAGCACACCCCUUUCACUAGGGAACAGAAGAGGCCCGAUUAACUUGAAUUUUGCUCUCGGGACUGAACGGAAUCAAAGCGGUACCGCUACUUCCAUAAUGUCAGCUUCCGGCAACGAUUAUUUUUAUCAACAAAGUCAUCAAGAGCAGCUACGGCAGCAACAGAACGCAUCUCACCAGCAACAUCAGCAUCUGUACCAGGAACAACAACAUGCAGUAUCACUUGACAAUGCUCACCACGGUUUCGACUUGGACAAUAUUUCUUUACAGGAGCUUAAUAGAGACCACCGUUACACCAAUGAAACUGCAAAUGAUAGCAAUUACCUCUUGUAAGGACUAUGUUAUCUAACCAUUCAUCACCUAUUUGUGGUGUUUGUUUAUCUGUCAGAAUUUGAUUAUGAAUCGGGAAACUAUGUCUUUAUUUAAGUACGUUAAAUAAUUUUCUGUUUGCAUUCGUAUCAUACACAAGGAAACAGGAAUUACUAUUCGUUUCCUUC